GUUUAUUAUCAACAUAUUUAUUAUUGAUGACAAUAUUAUAAAUAAGUUUUAUAAAUAAAAUAAUAACACAGAAAAAUAUUCAGUUUCGUACACCUUAAUCGAUGUAUUUGUGAUGUAUAUUAUGGUUUCAGAUAGUACCUACUGACAUAAUUAACAGGAACGCAUUGUUGUGCAUACGACAACCUAGCGGCGAGCUUCAUAACAAAAGUAUUUUUGCGGACUCAUAGCCAAACCAAUACGAAAUGGAGGAAACAAAGGGGACAAUCAAAGAACAACUUGGUUUUCAGUCACAAUUCAACUGCAAAGUUAAGGAAAAUUUAACGAGAUUUGUCGUCCAUCGUUUCACAAACAAAUGUGUUAUCCUAGUUACACAGUACGGGGGUAUUCCAAAUUUAUACUUGGUUCAAUUUGAUGCGAACGAUGAACAUGACAAACGCAUUUCACCUUUGAAUAUAUCGGAGCUACACACGUCGGUGCCAGUGACUAUGAAAUGCUUGUUGGGUGUUGACCAAAUGGAAGUACGCGCCGGUAUACAGUUCUUAAUCAACAGAACUAAACUAAGCCAAUGUAAAACUGAAAUUUUAAUCACGCUUGGACUGAGAGAAACUAACGGUGAUGUCCUUAAAGAAAUAGCAGAUAUUCUUGAUAGAAAAGCGUUGUAGAAUCUCUUGUUAAUUUACUUAUAAUAAAAUAUUUUUUAAAGGCGAA
Molecule: messenger RNA, 708 nt
Organism: Bactrocera tryoni
Lineage: Eukaryota; Metazoa; Arthropoda; Insecta; Diptera; Tephritidae
Exons: 2
Coding region: 243-662 (139 amino acids)
Biological process (GO): proteasome assembly
Source: RefSeq, a predicted model, not a curated record